Molecule: messenger RNA, 4063 nt
Organism: Globicephala melas (long-finned pilot whale)
Lineage: Eukaryota; Metazoa; Chordata; Mammalia; Artiodactyla; Delphinidae
Product: protein argonaute-1
Biological process (GO): regulatory ncRNA-mediated post-transcriptional gene silencing
Molecular function (GO): miRNA binding; single-stranded RNA binding; protein binding
Source: RefSeq, a predicted model, not a curated record
CGGGCGCUAGCUGGGGGAGCUGCUGCAGGCUCCGCGGCGGCGGCUGCAACGGAGGCUGCGGGGGCGGCGGCGCGAGCGGCCGGGCUUGGGGGGGUAGCCGAGCCCGGCCCGGGAGCCCAAGCAGCUAAAGUGCGGGGUACCUAGGCCCUUCACGCUGGACUCCACAGUCUCCGGGCCGCCUGACCUCCGCACGGGUAUAUGGGAUGGAAGCGGGACCCUCGGGAGCAGCUGCAGGCACCUACCUGCCCCCCCUGCAGCAGGUGUUCCAGGCACCUCGCCGGCCUGGCAUUGGCACCGUGGGGAAACCAAUCAAGCUUCUGGCCAACUACUUUGAAGUGGACAUCCCUAAGAUUGACGUCUACCACUACGAGGUGGAUAUCAAGCCGGAUAAGUGUCCUCGCAGAGUCAACCGGGAAGUGGUGGAAUACAUGGUCCAGCAUUUCAAGCCUCAGAUCUUUGGUGAUCGCAAGCCCGUGUAUGAUGGAAAGAAGAACAUUUACACUGUCACAGCACUGCCCAUUGGCAAUGAACGGGUUGACUUCGAGGUGACAAUCCCUGGGGAAGGGAAGGAUCGAAUCUUCAAGGUCUCCAUCAAGUGGCUAGCCAUUGUGAGCUGGCGCAUGCUGCAUGAGGCCUUGGUUAGUGGCCAGAUCCCCGUUCCCCUGGAGUCUGUGCAAGCCCUGGAUGUGGCCAUGAGGCACCUGGCAUCCAUGAGGUACACCCCUGUGGGCCGCUCCUUCUUCUCACCGCCUGAGGGCUACUACCACCCGCUGGGGGGUGGGCGCGAGGUCUGGUUCGGCUUUCACCAGUCUGUGCGCCCUGCCAUGUGGAAGAUGAUGCUCAACAUUGAUGUCUCAGCCACUGCCUUCUACAAGGCGCAGCCAGUGAUUGAGUUCAUGUGUGAGGUGCUGGACAUCAGGAACAUAGAUGAGCAGCCCAAGCCCCUCACGGACUCUCAGCGUGUGCGCUUCACCAAGGAGAUCAAGGGCCUGAAGGUGGAAGUGACCCACUGUGGACAGAUGAAGAGGAAAUACCGCGUGUGUAAUGUUACCCGCCGCCCUGCCAGCCAUCAGACGUUUCCCUUGCAGCUGGAGAGUGGACAGACUGUGGAGUGCACAGUGGCACAGUAUUUCAAGCAGAAAUAUAACCUUCAGCUCAAGUAUCCCCACCUGCCCUGCCUGCAAGUUGGCCAGGAACAAAAGCAUACCUACCUGCCCCUAGAGGUCUGUAACAUUGUGGCUGGGCAGCGCUGCAUUAAGAAGCUGACUGACAACCAGACUUCAACCAUGAUAAAGGCUACAGCUAGAUCGGCCCCAGACAGACAAGAGGAGAUCAGCCGCCUGAUGAAGAAUGCCAGCUACAACCUAGAUCCCUACAUUCAGGAAUUUGGGAUCAAGGUGAAGGAUGACAUGACGGAGGUGACGGGGCGAGUGCUGCCGGCGCCCAUCUUGCAGUACGGCGGCCGGGUGAGCAGGAACCGGGCCAUUGCCACACCCAAUCAAGGUGUCUGGGACAUGCGGGGGAAACAGUUCUACAAUGGAAUUGAGAUCAAAGUCUGGGCCAUUGCCUGCUUCGCACCCCAAAAACAGUGUCGAGAAGAAGUGCUCAAGAACUUCACAGACCAGCUGCGGAAGAUUUCCAAGGAUGCAGGGAUGCCCAUCCAGGGCCAGCCUUGCUUCUGCAAAUAUGCGCAGGGGGCAGACAGCGUGGAGCCCAUGUUCCGGCAUCUCAAGAACACCUACUCAGGGCUGCAGCUCAUUAUCGUCAUCCUGCCAGGGAAGACGCCAGUGUAUGCUGAAGUGAAGCGUGUUGGAGAUACACUCUUGGGAAUGGCUACACAGUGUGUGCAAGUGAAGAAUGUGGUCAAGACCUCGCCUCAGACUCUGUCCAACCUUUGCCUGAAGAUCAAUGUCAAACUUGGUGGCAUUAACAACAUCCUAGUUCCACACCAACGCUCUGCUGUCUUUCAACAACCAGUGAUAUUCCUGGGAGCAGAUGUUACACACCCCCCAGCAGGGGAUGGGAAAAAACCUUCUAUCACAGCAGUGGUAGGCAGUAUGGAUGCCCACCCCAGCCGUUACUGUGCUACUGUGCGGGUGCAGCGACCUCGGCAGGAGAUCAUUGAAGACUUAUCCUACAUGGUACGUGAGCUGCUCAUCCAGUUCUACAAGUCCACCCGCUUCAAGCCUACCCGCAUCAUCUUCUACCGAGAUGGGGUUCCUGAAGGCCAGCUCCCCCAGAUCCUCCACUAUGAGCUGCUGGCCAUUCGUGAUGCCUGCAUCAAACUGGAAAAGGACUACCAGCCCGGGAUCACUUAUAUUGUGGUGCAGAAACGCCAUCACACCCGCCUUUUUUGUGCUGACAAGAAUGAGCGAAUUGGGAAGAGUGGUAACAUCCCAGCUGGGACCACUGUGGACACCAACAUCACCCACCCAUUUGAGUUUGACUUCUAUCUGUGCAGCCACGCAGGCAUCCAGGGCACCAGCCGACCAUCCCAUUACUAUGUCCUUUGGGAUGACAACCGUUUCACAGCGGAUGAGCUCCAGAUCUUGACGUACCAGCUGUGCCACACUUACGUACGAUGCACACGCUCCGUCUCAAUUCCAGCACCUGCCUACUAUGCCCGCUUGGUGGCUUUCCGGGCACGAUACCACCUAGUGGACAAGGAGCAUGACAGUGGAGAGGGGAGCCACAUAUCGGGGCAGAGCAAUGGGCGGGACCCCCAGGCCCUGGCCAAAGCCGUGCAGGUUCACCAGGAUACUCUGCGCACCAUGUACUUCGCUUGAAGGCAGAACGCUGUUACCUCACUGGAUAGAAGAAAGCUUUCCAAGCCCCAAGAGCUGUGCCGCCCAAAUCCAGAGGAAGCAGGGAGGAGGGAGGUGGGGCAGGGAGGAAUGCAGAAGGCCUUGUUUCCUCUACAGAGGGGGCGAAAGGGUGGGGAACAGGGCCAGUAAGCCAGACCACCAGCCAGAAAUCUCUGAUAUUCACCUCAUGCCCUCCACCCCUCACCCCAUCUUGUCACAUCUGGCCCUGACUCCACUGGACCAAGAGAGGCAGCCCCGGUGCCCACCAUACACACAGAUGUCGCAUGUGACUCACAGUGCUAAAGACUCAUGCCUGACAGCUUGGUAAGGUCGGCCCUGCAGCCCUGCAGACAAAAGCUGGUAGGUUUGGGUUUGAUACUUUAGAUGGGAAAGUGAGGGGCUUGAAAAGUGGGUGGGAGGAGGGAAGGAUUUUUUAGGAGCCUUAAUCAGAAAAGGUCUAGAUUUGUUUAAGAAGAAAAACGAAACCAGAUGCAGAUCAAUAUUUUAGGAUACUAGAUGUUUUAAUGGGUUGAGAAUCCAGCUUGUAGGAAGAUUUUUAAUGCUAAUGAUUUGGUUGCCCCUCCCCCAGCUGCCACUCCUCUUUCCCUUAUUCCUCUUUUUCCACCUUUUCUACCCCACCUUACACCUUCUCCCUGACAGACAUCCAGCCCCUAGUAAGACUUAAGGCACUAUGGCACUUAGCUCUGAAGUGACACGACCCUGUCUUCCUUCCGCCUGCUGGUGGGUAACCAGUGCCUUCCCUGUAACGGUAAUGCUGCAGAACUGCAACCUUUUGUACCUAUUUUUGGGGGGGUGGGGGCGGGGUGGGGGUGGGAGAGGAGGUAGGUGGGGAUGAAAUACCCCUAACCCAACAAGCCUCCAGCCAGAGCGCCAGCUACUUUGCAUUUGAAGGAGUUGACUUCCAUAUUCAUUGAGCUUUUAAAAAGAUCGCCACCUCAAGAUGGUUAAAAUCCAUUGACAUUUGCACUUUCAGACAUGACAAGUCUCUCGGAGCUGCUGAGGUGACUGGCCUCUGGCCUUUCCACUUACGUCUCCUUUCUUCCUGUCCCUGCUUCCUCCCCACCUGCCUGGGUCUGGAGUUACUUUCAUAGCAUUUCUCACUCUUGGCUUCUUUUUUUUCCCUGACGAUCAAGUCUGUUUAUGUUUCAAUAUUUUUUAACUGGGGUGUCUUUUAACAAACGAUCCUUAGGUCUAAAAUAAGAAAAAAAAAAAAAAGCAAAAACUAAAUGUUAUUUUUA